AUGUCGCCUGAGCAAGAAUUACGGUUGCUGUAUUUGUAUGAUGAAGAAAUUAUAAAAAGGAUUGCGGUGCAUCAUGUGGAAGCCGUUAAAUUUGCUAAACUACUCAAAUGUGACGAGUAUCAAACUCUCGUCGAACAGUACAGUUUCAAUUGGAUUAUCUUUUCAGUACAGCUAUGGGAACGAUUGUGGAAGGCUUCAACACGUAUUCUUCUCUUCGAGACCGUUCUCUCCUACCUCUUCGAUUGCGAUCGAAAGCUCCAUCGACGGUUGUUGUGCAUCAAUUUUACAAACAAUAUGCGUGACAUAAUUGAAGUUUUGAAAAAUUUCGAUGGGAUUUUCAAAAAUAUGAAGCCUGAUGUCGUGUGCGAAAAAAUUUCAUGCAUAAGCCGACAUCAUGCAAAUUUGAUGUUGCCGGUGAAAAACAUAAUUAAGCGAUUAGGAGAAACAUCUGCUAAGAAAUACAUUUUGCGAGCAGUACUUGAUAUGGGCGAAGGAGGGUUCCUGGAUUUGUUGAAUGCAGUGGCAGCUUGCUCAGAUAUUGCUCAUCAUUUUGUGACGGAAUCGUACCCUGAUUUUGAGCGAUAUUAUUGUUUGUUUCUGCAUGAACGCGGGAGAGCGGAACGAGGUAGACUUUAUUUUUGCGAAUGUGAUAUCCCAAUAGCUAAUGUUAUUAUGGAAUCACGAUCAAAUAAACAGGAGAAAGUGUGCAUGAUGGAUUUACGUUAUGAGCAUUUUCCUAUCAGUGCAUCAGAUGCAGUCAAGGAUGAUAUUUAUGAAGGUGAAGUUAUUGUUUUACGAAAAUAUCAGGAAGAAAUAGCUCAAGCAGCUUAUAAUGGACAAAAUACUUUGAUUUAUGCACCAACAGGAACGGGCAAGACUAUAGUAGCGGCUUCGAUCGCUCGAAAUCAUCUUGUAAUGGGCAAGAAAAAUAAUUUUCAUACGAAGAUUUGUUUUUUUGUUACGAAUACGACAUUUUUGGAGCAACAAGCUAAGUUGCUGGAGAAAUUUGUUGGUCAUCGUUGGAAAGUUGUCUUUUUGAGCGGUAUAACAACGAAUACACCUAUUGUAGAGACGAUUGAAGCUUACGAUGUUAUUGUUAUUACACCUCAGCUUAUUGUGAAUCUCUUGAAGAUUUGUAAUGAAGACAAUGGUUUACCCUUUUCGUUAUCUUCAUUCUCGCUAAUGUUUUUCGAUGAAGCUCAUCAUGCAGAUGGAAAUCAUCCUUAUAAUGUGAUUAUGAAUGAAUAUCACGACAUGAAGCAAACUGGUAAGAUUCUCGAUGGGAAACGCUUGCCCCAGAUUGUUGGCUUGACGGCUUCGUUAGGUAUCGGUAAUGCUCAAAAUGCUUUGGAAGCAGUAGAACAUUUUAUUAAAAUAUGUGCAAACUUGGAUAUUACUGUUCUAAGUUAUGUGCAUGAAAACAUUGAUGAACUUCGUGCGUUUUCGUGCAUUGCUACUGACGAGACGAAACUAGUUGCAUCCAACAUAACCACUGAUUCAGUAGUUAUUGGUAUCUUGGAUCUCUUCAAGCGAUUUGAAGGCAUUUUGAACAGGAUUGUGAGGUCAGUUUCCAUGUCCGAUAAAAUAUAUGAACAUUCGAGCAGGGAUACGCUCCAUAAGUUGCUAAACCCGCCACAUGAUAAGCACUCGAAAGUAUAUGAAACAUGGUUUUCUCAGUUAUUGGUCAGAUUUGUUCCCGUAGCAAAGCUUGAGAGGGAAAGCCGUUUUUUUAUAAUGACAUGCUUGCAGUUCAUUGAAGAUGAACUUAAAAUUUCUGGAUCAGUUUAUUUGUUUCAGAUCUUGUUUCGUACCUUGGAACAUUAUAUUCAUUUUCCUUCGUAUGUUGCCAAAAAGUAUUUUGAAAAUGAAUUUGAUAUCAUCCGACACACUGCAAAUCAGGAACUCGUGGAUAUCAUGCAAACAUGCCCUCUAAGAACUAUUACUGAAAAUAAUGCAAAUAACGAACUGUACAAUGAGCUUCUGCGUGAAUUAUAUGAUCAGUUCACUAAGCAGAAAGAUGGGCGUGCUAUUAUUUUUGUACUAUCAAGAGAUUUUGCGGGGCAAUUAUCAGAAGAACUGAAUAAAGAUGAAAGCCUGCAAAUGUUGGAUGUUAAAUCGGAUUUUAUUACAGGCAUCAAUGCAUCGGGUAUGAUCGGUGGUCAAUCUGUCAAUCAGCAGCGUGAUAUACUGGCACGAUUUACGUCGGGUGAUAUUAAAAUUUUAUGCGCAACAUCUGUCGCAGAAGAGGGCAUCGACAUCCAGAAAUGCAAUCUUGUCAUCAAAUAUGAUUAUGUGACCAAUGAAAUUGCACAUGUACAACAAAGAGAUUCAAUCAGGCGAGGCCGAGCUACAAAUUCGCGUUGUGUUUUGAUAACGUGUGAUCAAAAAUUGCAAGCUCGUGAGGAGAAAAAUAUCAUUCGAGAGCAAGUUAUGCGAAGUGCUUUGCAGUUGAUCGAUCAGAAAUCACCAAAUUGGUUUCAGGAAGAGGUACUGAAGCGCGUAGAACAAAAUAAAAUGGAGCGAGCCCGAAAAAAACUUCUCUCAGAUGAGAAAAAGAUUACACUAACCUCUAGGCAGUACACAUUAUUAUGCAAAAAAUGUGAUGCGGUUAUUUGCGCUAGUAGUGAUAUUGUUGUGACAUCCACCCAUUCUCAGUAUCUCUGUAUUUGUAAAGAAAUUUGGAGUCGUUCAAUCCAACGACCAUUUUCAAAAGAUGUGGUGGAACGAGAAGCUUGUUAUCAGUUAAAAGGCAUUGGAUCGGUAUAUUGUAUAAAGUGCAAUCAUCAAUGGGGUCGUGUUGUUCGCUAUAAUGAUUUUACACUACCUGUCAUCGCCGCCAAUGCAUUCGUUUUGGUUGCGGCAAACGGGGAAAGAUUCCAAAAGAAACGGUGGAAGCAGAUAGUUGAAAACUUAUUCAAUCCUCGGAAUAUUGAAUUACAUGACUAUGCAAUUAUGAAAGCUGCAAUUGUACCCAAUUCGAUUUUUGAUGGCUUCUGCAUUUAG
Molecule: messenger RNA, 3003 nt
Organism: Cercopithifilaria johnstoni
Lineage: Eukaryota; Metazoa; Nematoda; Chromadorea; Rhabditida; Onchocercidae
Source: the annotation of a GenBank genome assembly